Quercus robur (English oak) is the source of this 387-nucleotide messenger RNA. RefSeq lists its product as uncharacterized. The transcript has a single exon. Bases 1 to 387 code for a protein of 128 amino acids. Lineage: Eukaryota; Viridiplantae; Streptophyta; Magnoliopsida; Fagales; Fagaceae. The record is from RefSeq and is a predicted model, not a curated record.
AUGUAUCCGAACCUUUUCGAAGGGCUCGGAUUAAAAAAUCAGGAUUUGACGAAAUAUGACACGUCGCUGGUUUCAUUUGACGGGAGAGUCGUAAUUCCUGAGGGACAAAUCUCUCUCCCGGUGGACAUGGAGGGCAAGGGAGUUAUUGUUACCUUCAUAGUAGUCCAAUCAUUCUCAUCGUAUACCGCGAUCCUGGGGAGGCCAUGGAUUCACGCAAUGAAGGCUGUUCCAUCCACCCUCCACGUGAAAGUGAAAUUUCCCACUGAGUAUGGAGUUGCCGAGGUAAGGGGAAAUCAACAAGUGGCGAGACAGUGUCUUGUUACUGCGAUCAGAUGGAAAAGUGAAAUGCUCAGGCAAGCUGAACAGACCGAGGAAGAAAUCUCAUAG